AUGCCCCAAGUGAUAUUCAGUACGUCCCCGUCGUGUGCCCUGGACCCCUUCCUGACCACCGUAACUGAGUGGCAGAAUCAGUCUUGGGCAGGGCCCUGGACUGGACUAUGUCGGAAACCUCCGAGUUGUCGGAGAGGAGAGGAGAGGCUCCGCGAAGAGUCUCUUCAACCUAUCGACAUAACAGAGGCAAGGCAGUUGCUGGUUCCAGUGGAUGAGAUUCCGCGGUUAACCCGAGGAGAGGAAGGACUCGGACUCUGA
This is a messenger RNA of Danaus chrysippus (African queen), 258 nucleotides long. NCBI's taxonomy places the organism in Eukaryota, Metazoa, Arthropoda, Insecta, Lepidoptera, Nymphalidae. The record is from the annotation of a GenBank genome assembly.